CCUCUUUUGACAACGGCCAACGUUCUAAAGUUGCAUCAUGGCGUCUUCAGAAGGUGCAGGCGUGACUACAGGUCAACCAAAUUUACACAAACAAGAUUUAUCUAAAUUGGAUGUUAAAAGAUUGACAGCUUUAUCUCCAGAAGUUAUAAGUAGACAAGCAACCAUUAAUAUUGGUACAAUUGGACAUGUAGCCCAUGGAAAGUCAACUGUGGUUAAAGCCAUAUCUGGGGUACAAACUGUCAGAUUUAAGAAUGAAUUGGAAAGGAAUAUUACCAUUAAGCUAGGUUAUGCUAACGCAAAAAUCUACAAAUGCGACAAUCCGAAAUGUCCCAGGCCCUCCUGCUUUAUUUCGGGCAGUUCUUCAAAGGACGACAGUUUCCCUUGUUUGCGUCCAGCAUGUUCGGGUAGAUUCCAAUUGGUCAGACAUGUCAGCUUUGUAGAUUGCCCCGGUCACGACAUUCUUAUGGCUACCAUGCUUAACGGAGCCGCUGUGAUGGACGCAGCAUUGUUAUUAAUUGCAGGAAACGAAUCAUGUCCUCAACCUCAAACUAGCGAACACUUGGCUGCUAUCGAGAUUAUGAAGUUGAAACACAUCCUUAUUCUUCAAAAUAAGAUCGAUUUGGUGAAGGAAGGACAAGCCAAGGAGCAACAUGAACAGAUCGUGAAAUUUGUCCAAGGAACUGUAGCCGAAGGAGCCCCUAUAAUUCCCAUAUCUGCCCAAUUGAAAUAUAACAUCGAGGUUUUGUGCGAAUAUAUCACUAAGAAAAUUCCAAUACCGAUGAGAGAUUUUACUUCUGAACCAAGGCUGAUCGUGAUCAGAUCUUUUGAUGUUAAUAAACCAGGUUGUGAAGUUAAUGAUUUAAAAGGAGGUGUAGCUGGUGGCAGUAUUUUAAGAGGGGUGUUGAAGGUGGGACAGGAAAUUGAAGUAAGACCUGGACUAGUUAGCAAAGACUCGGAAGGAAAGCUGGCCUGCCGACCAAUCUUCUCUAGAAUAGUAUCUCUAUAUACCGAACAAAACGAACUGCAAUUCGCAGUUCCAGGAGGACUCAUUGGUGUUGGUACCAAAAUCGAACCGACCCUUUGCAGAGCCGAUCGACUUGUAGGUCAAGUUUUGGGAGCAGUUGGUGCUCUACCUAGUAUCUUUACAGAACUUGAGGUAAGUUACUAUCUAUUGAAACGUUUGCUGGGAGUCCGUACAGAAGGCGACAAGAAAGGAGCCAAAGUCCAGAGAUUGACCCGAAGUGAAGUGCUCCUUGUGAACAUUGGAUCCCUCAGCACAGGAGGACGAGUUGUAGCCACUAAGGCCGAUUUGUGCAAGAUCGCUUUAACAAAUCCAGUAUGUACAGAGAUCGGUGAAAAGAUUGCACUCAGUAGACGUGUUGAAAAACAUUGGCGUCUCAUCGGAUGGGGUCAGAUCCGCGGAGGGGAAACAAUCGAGCCUACCACAAGCUAGGCUUUUCAUACUCGUACCGGUCUUUUCAGGACACUUUAAGCCAAUUUUUGUUUUCUAUUUAAUAUCGUUUUAUUAAAGAAGUGUUUACGUUUUGUUUAUAUCCUUUAGGUUGAUUUUUAUUACUGCUAUAGUGUACUGAAUAUCCGAUUCAAAUAUAUAAUGACUAGAAAA
Messenger RNA from Diabrotica balteata, 1624 nucleotides. NCBI's taxonomy places the organism in Eukaryota, Metazoa, Arthropoda, Insecta, Coleoptera, Chrysomelidae. The record is from the annotation of a GenBank genome assembly.